Colossoma macropomum (tambaqui) is the source of this 2926-nucleotide messenger RNA. It is a transcript of the gene nipsnap3a, whose product is annotated as nipsnap homolog 3A (C. elegans). The transcript is spliced from 6 exons. The record is from RefSeq and is a predicted model, not a curated record. Gene Ontology annotation, cellular component: mitochondrion. Bases 119 to 883 code for a protein of 254 amino acids. Lineage: Eukaryota; Metazoa; Chordata; Actinopteri; Characiformes; Serrasalmidae.
GCCUUCUCGGCUUCCGUAGGGCAUCGCGCUGUGAGGAAAAUAGCAGCAUGUCAAACCUGGCUAAGAGCACGUAGCCUUCAGAUCAGCUGCUGGACUGACAGAGUGGACUAAAGCAGUCAUGAUUCAGAUCCGACAGGCGCUCCGGAGAGCCACACUCCACACUCACAACAUCGUCUGUGCGAGGAGUGCUCAAAAGCAACCCAAGGCCUUCAUGUCGUCUGGGCCGCAGCAGCAGAGUGGAAAGUUCUAUGAGUUCCGCACCUACUGCAUCCAUCCGCACCUGAACUCUGCGUUCCUCAAACUGACCAGUGAGAAGAUCAACCUGCGCACUGCACACUCUGAGCUGCUGGGGUACUGGAGUGUGGAGUAUGGAGGUCUCAAUCAGGUCUUCCACAUCUGGAAGUAUGACAGCUAUGAUCAGCGGGCAGCAGUGCGAGCAGCCCUGGCUGAGGACCCCGACUGGAUGGAGCAGUACAUCUCUAAAGCCAUGCCAAUGCUGAGCUCUCAGGACAAUGAGGUCACAUACCUGGUGCCGUGGAGCACAGUCAAAAAACCACCUAAAGAGGGAGGUGUCUAUGAGCUGGUGUCGUUCCAGAUGAAGCCUGGUGGUCCAGCCGUGUGGGGCGAGGCCUUUCACGCUUCAGUCAACACCCAUGCAGCACCAGGGUACGCCUACCCAGUGGGUGUCUUCCACUCUGAGUUCGGACAACUCAAUAGAGUGCAUGUUCUGUGGUGGUAUGAGAGUGCAGACCUUCGCGCAGCUAUAAGACACAGAGCUCAUACUGAUGCCAGGGUAGUGGCUGCAGUGCGGCAGAGCGUUGCGUACCUGGAAUCUCAGAAAAACAAGCUCAUGUUUCCUUGCUCCUUCUCACCCCUACAGUAAAUGGGUAGAAUUGUAUGUAGAACAUUGGACAAACUUAAUCCGGGCGUAUGCUGAUCAACAAAAAGCUCUUUCAUUUUAAAAUGAAUGUGUAUGCUGGACAGCUUACUCUGAGGUGUGGCCUGGACUAAGACAUAUUUUACUUCAAUGACUAGUUUGCUUAUGUCUGAGUGAAGCUUGUCUUUAGUGGUGAAGGAUGUAUUUGGCGUCUAAUAUCUUGUACCAAUAUGUUACACUUUUUACCAAUAUGUUCUUUGCAGAUUUCUUUAAAAAAUCUUUGUGGCAUUUAAUAGCAUUAUAGGUCCUGAGUACUGUCACUGUGCUACCUUUAACCAGCUAUGCACCUGUUCUAUUCACUAAUUGCACUUGGGCAGUAAUAUUGGUAUUUGUGUUACUCCUUCAACACUUACCUCAAGCCUUACUUUAGCAGGCAUGUUUACAAAUAGCUGUAGCCAUUUCUUUCAUGUAACAAUGCUCUAAUGCAUUUGUCAGGUUUAAAGGUGUAUUGAUUAAAAAAUAAAAAUGUAAUUAUAUAAAAAUAAAUCGACUGAUUUAUUUUUUAAAAAAUUGUCAGUCUUAAGAUGUGAGAGUAAAGAAUGUCCCUGAACACUGAAACUGUUCUGUUCAAGUACUAAUUACACACAGGAAAAGAUACUCAUAUUUAAUAACAGGAAACAGAACAAUAAUUACCAGCUUGUUCUUCCUACCAGUGCAAAAUCUGGAAUUGAACUACAGCAACAUGAACUGGAGAUCAUAACACAUUUUCCUUCCAUACCUUAAUGUAUGAGUAUGAGAGUAAAAUGCAGUAUUAGGAAGGGCCUCUGAGCUAGCUGAGCAUUUUCUCUUGUGAUAGGUGGGGUUGAUGGGACAGUGAGGUGAAACAUGAUAUUACUAGUUAAUAUUGUUUUCCUGCCCACUGGUGCACAGUAAUGUAAUAAUAAAUAAACCAGAAGGCAUUUUAGAGAUGGGUAACAGUCAUUACAUUUCGGUAGAAGAUGAGGGGAAAACGAAUCAUGCUUAAUAUGAUAUGGACGCAAAUUAACAAGUCAUAAACAAUACCAAUUUUUUUCAUUUCAAUGUCAUUUUGAUUUCAGGUUGACUUUAAAGAACAUUCAUAGCAUUUGAUUCUGUGUAAAGAUACUGAUAAAAAUAUGCAAAAUGAUUGCAAACAAAGUAUUAUUUGGGUGACAACAUAAUGAAAAACAUACAAUUUGUGUUGUACGUUUGUCAUGUUUUAUUGUGUAAGUAUUGUACAAGGUGAGUAACAGAUGUUCCACAGCCUUUCAUCUGAAAUGUAAACAGGUAUUAAAUAAGAAACAUCACUAAGGCAAGAAUUUUCAUUUCAUGUUGGAAAACGAGGAGGUACAACAAAAAAUAAAUGUGGAAUGAUUUCUUUCUGUGGAAAAUCCAGUGCAAACGGGUAAACAGAUUUUCAAUUAAUACAUUUCCAAUUAACACAGCCAAUAAAGUGCUAGGACUGAAAGGACAGACCCCAUGGCCAUCCUUUCUCUGAGACCAGUGAAAAGCUCUGUUCCAGAAUACUGACGGAUCAUGGCGUUAUGUAGUCUAGAAGGAAGUGGCUGUGCUUUGCUGAACGAGCACAGUACACUGAUUCAUAACACCCCCCCAAGGACACCCUUUCACCUAAAGUCAGUCUCCUACGUAAGAAGAUUCUUCUUCCAAUCUACUACUCAAAUGUCCUUCAAAAUGCUGAAAUGUCAGGGCUCCUGUAUCUACUGAGGUAUAUGUUACAUUUUGUGACUGGGAGGCAACUCCUCCUAAAUAAAUCUCUUAAAAAUAAUCAGCAUUUUUCUCUGUACAGUACGUUUCUAGCUCACGUUCCAACAGUGAACACUUCUCCUGCUUCUCUUAGAUUGCAAUAUUAAAAGUCAGGCACUGCUUGAAAAAAUAUUGUACGAAAUAAUGUCCCCACUGGACUUUUCAAAAAAUUGUAAAACAAUUGUUUGUUCAUAAAUAAAGGCACAUAAUCAAUUUAACAGCAUUUGUACUGCAGUUUUAGCCCUUGGCGGCUCAAAAAAAAAAAAA